Messenger RNA from Magnolia sinica, 1824 nucleotides. Its product is annotated as amino acid permease 6-like. Gene Ontology annotation, cellular component: plasma membrane. Bases 237 to 1688 code for a protein of 483 amino acids. The record is from RefSeq and is a predicted model, not a curated record. The transcript is spliced from 7 exons. Lineage: Eukaryota; Viridiplantae; Streptophyta; Magnoliopsida; Magnoliales; Magnoliaceae.
GCAUCUCACGCGCGCAUCACAAGAAAUCAUGAAGCAAUUUCUCUGCUCUCAAAAGCAUCCUAUGAAAAGAAGAAGCAAUCUCCGCCAUGAAAUUCCACGUCUUUUCCUCCAUUUAUUUUCAUGCGUCCAAAACCUCUUUUUCUCCCUCUUUCAAAGCAUUAUAAAUACAUCUGAUGCCGCUUUGGAACACUUGUACAAUCCCAUUUUGAGACUGAUAGAGAAGAAGAAGAGAGACCAUGAGCGAGGUUGGCGAUUUCGCACGUACCCAAUCAUGUGAACAGGGUUUCUCACGUGGGAAAGAGAGUCAUGUAGAGGACGACGUCGACAUCGACGACGACGGACGUACACGUAGAACUGGGACUGUAUGGACUGCAAGCGCACAUAUCAUAACGGCAGUGAUAGGAUCCGGCGUGCUCUCAUUGGCAUGGGCAAUAGCUCAGCUUGGGUGGAUUGCAGGGCCCGCGACUCUCCUUAUUUUCGCCUUCAUUACUUUCUUCACUUCUACUCUCUUAGCAGAUUGUUACAGGUCUCCUGAUCCAGUCUUUGGGAAGAGAAAUUACACAUACAUGGAUGCUGUGAGAGCCAACUUAGGGGGAAUGAAAUUCUGGCUCUGUGGAUUCACUCAAUAUCUCACUCUUUCUGGCAUUGCGAUUGGCUACACGAUCACGGCAUCCAUAAGCAUGGCGGCCAUACAAAAGUCGAAUUGUUUCCAUAGAAGAGGUCAUGUGGCUUCCUGCAAGACCUCCAACAAUCCCUUCAUGAUCGGGUUCGGGAUCAUUGAAGUUUUCCUAUCUCAGAUCCCAAACUUCCACAAGCUUUGGUGGCUCUCCAUCGUUGCUGCAUUCAUGUCGUUCUCGUAUUCCUUAAUCGGGGUGGGCCUUGCCCUGGCCAGAGUAAUCUCAGGAAACACUGGAAAGACUUCUCUUACAGGAGUGGAUGUUGGGGUUGAUUUGUCUGAAGCUCAGAAAGUCUGGACAACAUUCCGCGCACUUGGAGAUAUUGCAUUUGCCUACUCAUAUUCUUUGAUCUUGAUUGAGAUUCAAGACACAUUGAAAUCUCCAGCAGAGAACAAGGCAAUGAAGAAAGCUAGCAUGGUUGGCGUGUCAACAACAACUGUGUUCUAUGUCUUGUGUGGCUGCAUUGGCUAUGCUGCAUUCGGUGACAAGGCGCCUGGGAACUUGCUGACCGGAUUUGGGUUCUAUGAGCCCUUCUGGUUGGUCGAUUUAGCUAAUGUGUGCAUUGUGGCGCACCUUGUCGGCGCAUUUCAGGUAUUCUGCCAACCAGUCUUCGCCCUAGUAGAAUCUUGGGCAGCCAAGAAAUGGCCAAACACAAAGUUCAUAACCCGCGAACACAUGAUCUUGAAAGGCUUCAAGUACAAAAUCAACUUCUUUCGGUUACUUUGGAGGACAUUUUUCGUGAUUGUAAUAACCGUCCUGGCGAUGUCGAUGCCUUUCUUCAACGACAUACUCGCACUCUUGGGUGCCAUUGGAUUUUGGCCGCUGACGGUCUAUUUUCCAGUGGAGAUGUACAUUGCACAAAACAAGAUCAGAAGCUUCACACCCAAAUGGAUAUUACUGCAGGUUCUAAGCUUGGUAUGCUUGUUCGUCUCUCUGGCAGCGGCUUGUGGCUCUAUACAAGGGGUGGUGGAGUCACUUCAUGUCUACAAACCUUUCAAGACCAAACAAUGAAAAAAAGGUAAGCUAGUUAUAGCAAGCAGGCCAUGAAGGUUGUAUAUGUGUUUGUUGUUGUUUCUAGGCACAAGGGCCAGUGGACCAUCUAUAAGCUGUUAGUUAAACUUCCUAAUGUGCAUCUUGGUUAAUCUAA